AUGUCCAGCUUCAAGAAUAUCAGACGGGUGCUCAUUGCCAACAGGGGCGAAAUUGCUGUGCGGAUCAUCAAAACCUGCAACAAGUACCAGCUGACGGCCGUUGCCAUCUACUCAAAAGAAGAUCUCGAGUCACUUCAUGUGAGUUUGUCGGAUGAGGCUUAUUUGUUGAGCGGAGUUGGAGCUAGCGCAUACACCAACAUCCCAGAGAUUAUCGAGCUGGCCACAAAGCACAACAUCGACGUUGUCAUUCCUGGCUAUGGCUUUCUUUCUGAGAACUCGGAGUUUGCAGCAGAGCUGGCCAAGAACGGCAUUCUUUUUGCCGGUCCUUCUUCAGAGUCUGUCGAGCAGUUUGGUUUGAAACACCUGGCUCGUGAGAUUGCAAUCAAGGCAGACGUGCCUGUGGUUCCUGGAACCAGUCUGAUCAGCGACAGCGAGGAGCUAAUUUCUGAAUGUAACAAAAUCGGGUAUCCUGUGAUUUUGAAGGCCACAGCAGGAGGAGGAGGAAUGGGUCUCAAGGUGUGCUACAACGAAGGCGAACUUGUGGCAAACUUUGCUGAGGUCACUUCCAGAGGCACGUCUCUUUUCUCCAAUGCCGGUGUUUUUGUCGAAAAGUACAUCGAGAAAGGUCGCCACAUCGAAGUCCAAAUGUUUGGUAAUGGUCUGGGUGAUGUGGUCACUUACGGAGAAAGAGAGUGUUCUAUCCAGAGAAGACACCAAAAAGUCAUUGAAGAAUGUCCCUCGCCGUUUGUGUCGGAUCUUGGUAGCAAGCACAACCUGCGCGAACGUCUGACCUCGGCAGCAAAACGUCUGGCCUCCACCAUCAAGUACAAGUCUGCCGGCACAGUCGAGUUCUUAGUGGACGACACGACCGGCGACUUCUACUUCUUGGAGGUCAACACCCGGUUGCAGGUGGAACACGGAAUUACAGAAAUGGUGUAUGGCGUCGAUUUGGUUUAUUUCAUGCUGUUGCAAGCAGAAUACGAAAGCAACUCGUCUGGGAUUCCCGUUGAACUUUUGAAAGCCAAUUUGAAAUACGACAAAAACGGCGUCGAGAUCCCCAACGGCCAUUCGAUCGAAGUCCGUGUGUACGCGGAAAAUCCAGUUCGCAACUUUGCUCCGUGUCCCGGAAUUUUGCAUAAUGUCUCGUUGCCGGAAGACGGCACUUACGGGGAAUACCAGGUGCGAAUUGACCACUGGAUUGAGACCGGUAGCAAGGUGUCGCCUUACUUUGACCCGCUUCUGGCCAAGGUGAUGGUCUGGUCUCCACUCCGGACCAGUGACAACAUGAUCAAGGUUUUGAAAGAUAUCAAAAUCCAGGGCCCAGUCAACAACGUGGAGUACUGUAUUCAUAUUCUGGACAGCCCCGAAUUCCGCUCAGGAAAUACGCUGACCAGCUUCUUAUCAGGAUUUGUCUUCAAGCCGCAUUUAAUUGAGUUCGAAAGCGGAGGAGCAUACACCACCAUCCAGGACCUUCCUGGAAGACGUAAGGUCAGGUUUGGAGUGCCUAUUGGUGGCCCAGUUGACCCGCUGGCUUUGCAAAUAGCAAACGUCAUUGUUGGCAACCAUUUGCACUGUGAAGCUCUCGAAAUCAACCUCAAGGGACCGGCUAUCCGUUUCCAUGCUCCAGCAGUGGUUGCCCUUGCUGGUGGCAGAUUUAAAGUCACACUUGAUGACAAGGAUGUUCCUAUGUAUACAGAGUUGUUCAUUCCGGCCGGCAGUCUCCUUGAAAUCGAAGAGCCCCUAGGCUCUGCCGCAAAGUGCUAUUUGGCAAUCAAAGGCGGAUUCCCUGGAGUUGCCAACUACCUUGGCUCCAAGGGCUGUUUGCCAAGUCUGCAACUUGGUGGCCACCAGGGAAGAAUUAUUCUCCCAGGAGAUUGUCUUGAUAUUUCAGAACGAGACCAAAUUGAGGUCUUCAAGACCGGCUACCAAUUCCCUGAGUCGCUCAUUCCUGACUACGAAAGACUCACGAACGUCGUCCGUGUUAUUGGUGGUCCUCAUGACACGCCAGAUAUUGUCUCUGAAGAAGGAAUGGAGCAACUCUACUCCAUUCCAUACUCUGUUAAUUUCAACUCCAACAGAGGUGCGACCCGUCUGGACGGCCCAGAAAUGAAGUUUAGCAGGCCUUCGGGUGGUGACGGCGGUGGCCACCCAAGUAACGUGCUAGAAUAUCCUUAUCCUACCUGUGGUUUGUCUGCUGUUGGGUCUGUGAUGACUCUUUACGGGCCGGAUGGAGCCACUGCCUCUGGAUUUGUCUGCAUUUUUGCUCCUGCGGAGGCAGACUUUUGGAAGUUCGGCCAGGCUGCCAUCAACAGCAAAAUUCACUUUACUCCUAUCACGUACAACGAUGCUAUCAAACUCAUGAAGCAGCGGAAUGAGUAUCUGGAGGAGAUUUCCAAACGUCCUAGCAGCUCGUCCAUAAAGUUCAACGACGAGCUUCCUGAGUACGAGCCACUAGAAAGCAAGGUUGGCAAGUUUUUGUACAGACGGAAAUUGUCAGAAACCUUGCCAGAGGUUUGCUUUAGACAGGCAGGAGAAAGAAUGAUUGUGAUCGACUUUGGUAACUUGGAAUUCGAUCUGUUCAAAAACGGCCGCCAGCACGUGAUGGAGACGGAAAUCAGAAAGCAGCUGCCAGGAAUGUUUGAGAGUAUAGAGUGCUGUACAGGAGCCAUGGGAGUCCUGUUUGAUCCAAUGGAAGUGGACAGAGCUGAUCUGCUGGAGAAGCUGAUCAAUUUGGAAGCAUCUAUCCCGCAGAUUGACAAGCUGAAGAUUCCAUCAAGAACAUUUAGACUGCCGGUCGCCUUUGAACAUUCGGCCCUCGACCACUGUUUGGAGAGAUAUAUGCACUCUCAACGCUCCCAUGCCACGUACUUGCCGAAAAAUACCGACUAUCUCAUGAAAGCAAACCUUAUCAAGGACAUGGAGCAGUUUAAGAGCUGCAUUAUAGGCAAGCCCGAAAUGGUGGUUGCAAUUACGUUCCUAUGUGCUAACGUGCUGAUGGCCACUGUGGACCCUCGAUGCAGACUUUCUGCCUCGAAGUACAACCCUACACGUACGUCGACUCCUAGCGGAACGAUUUCUACCGGCUCUGUGUUGCAAUCCAUCUAUCCCCAGGAAUCCCCUGGAGGAUAUAUGAUGUGGGGUAUGACGCUGCCAAACUGGUACUGGGAUACGUUCUGCAGAAUCCACGAGAACCCAUGGCCUUUUAGAGUGUUUGACCAGGUGGUUUUCUAUGAGGUUGACGAGGAAGAGCUGCAAAGAAUGAACAAUCUACUGCUCACGAAAAAAAUGAAGAUCGAGCCUACCGAGGGUGUUUUCGAUUUCGUGGAGUACAGGAAUUUCCUUGACUCGAUUGACGACGAGCUCAAAGAUUUGAAAAAACGCAAGCUUCAGGCUUUUGAAGAGUGCAAUCGUGAGGAACAGGCUGACUUUGAGCUGUGGCAGCAAGAAAAGGCUGCUGCUGCUGCCUCCAAAUCAAAAUCCGACGACAUUAGCAACGUUCCUGGAGCAAUCAAGAUCACGUCGCAUAUGCCAUCCAACGUGUUCAAAAUCAAAUGCAAGGCCGGAGACGUUGUUGCUAAAGAAGAUCCGCUUGUGAUUCUGGAAGCUAUGAAGAUGGAAAUUCCUGUGCAUAUCAAGGACAAGUCUAGUUUCCAAAAAUACGAGGUUCUGGGAGUUAUUGUCGAGGAGGGAGAUAUUGUCAACCCAGGCGAUGUUCUUAUGAUCAUCAAGGGUGUGGAGUCGAUUUAG
This is a messenger RNA of Ogataea parapolymorpha DL-1, 3747 nucleotides long. RefSeq lists its product as uncharacterized. The record is from RefSeq and is a predicted model, not a curated record. Lineage: Eukaryota; Fungi; Ascomycota; Pichiomycetes; Pichiales; Pichiaceae. Gene Ontology annotation, molecular function: metal ion binding; ATP binding. The coding region runs from base 1 to 3747 and encodes 1248 amino acids. The transcript has a single exon.